AAUUGUAAUCCAACUUUUAAUCCAACAACUCAUUGUUUUGAUGUUAAUUUGAUUUUUAUUAAUUGAAAUACUUGAGUUGAUUUGAUACUCACCGAAGCGUAAUUGUAGGCAACGAUGGCUAAAUCAAGAAUACCGGUGGCUGUCAAAAGUCCAGCAACCAAAAAUAAUGAUAAUCAAAAGUCAAAUAAAAAGAAUAAAAAAGUGACCGGUGGUGCUGGUGGUGAUAGCGGGUCGAAAUCAAAGAAAAACAAUUCAAAUCAAGCUCCAAUAAUGACAGCAAUGAUGAGUGAAGAUUCAUCAUCCAAUGAUGAUAAACAAACAGAAAUGAAAAGUUCAUUGAAAAAGCACUCACUGAAAAUCGAUGAUCAAAUCAAUGAACAUGAUGAAUGGAUUUCACCGAUACAGAAUUAUUUUAUUUGGUUAAUAUCUGCCAUUUAUUUGUUUGCAUUCGUUUCGUUCUACAUGCAAAUUCGUGGCCUUUAUGGCAACAAAGGUGUACUGCCGUUACGAUAUUUUGCCGUAAAAUAUGUUGAUUCAAAUGAAAAUGCAUCAUUGGAUUCUAUUAAUCGUGCUGUUCCAUCAUUGGUUUGGUAUCUUGCAUCCACUCAAGGCUUUUCAUUAACAUCAUCAUUGGAAUUGAUUAGCAUAGCCGGAUCAUUGAUUUCAUUCAUUCAGCUAUUAUCGAAUUCAUUUCGUACGCCUAUCAUUUAUUUUCUGUUAUUCAUACUCUAUUAUUCUUGUGUCAAUGUCGGUCAAACAUUUCUGUACUUUCAAUGGGAUGCCUUUUUACUUGAAACCGGUGCUUUAACAGUACUUGUUUCAAUUCGUUGUACCGAAUAUGGAAGCCGUUCAUUUUUGAAUCGUUUUCGUCCAUAUCCUCCAUUGGUUCUUUGGACCGUACGUUGGCUAUUAUUUAAAUUUAUGCUUUCAUCUGGUAUCGUAAAAUUUACAUCCCGUUGUCCAUUAUGGUGGUCAUUACGAUCAUUGGAUGUACAUUUUGAGUCACAACCUUUGCCAACACCAUUUGCAUGGUAUGCUCAUCAGAUACCACAGAAUUGGCUUCAUUUGGCCGUUGUCAUACAUUUUGUCAUAGAAAUUGCCGUUCCAUUCAUGUUCUUCACACCGUUUCGAACCUUGAAAUUAUUAUCAUUUUACACUCAGAUAUUCCUACAGAUUAUGAUCGCUUUGACUGGAAAUUAUAAUUUUUUCAAUCUGUUAACAAUGGUAUUAUGUUUGACAUUACUUGAUGAUGAUAUGUUCCGGCGACGACGGCCACAACAAACUGUUCAAACGGAAUCUACUAUGGAAAGAAAUUCAAUGGAGAUCUGCAUAUUCGGCGCAAUUAUUGGAAUGUUAGCCUAUUAUACAGUUUAUUAUUUUGAUGUAAUGUUUCAUUGGAAUGAUCUACUAAAUGGGCCAACAACUAAAGUCAAUUUUACUUAUGAUCAAUUUAAUUUAUUUGUUAUACAAACGGUAACUGCUUCGAUUGUAUUGGGAAUCAUUUCGUUGACAUGUAUGGCAUUGAUUGCAUUAUAUAAAUCCAUUUCAUAUGGAUCAAUUACUGGACGUAUUGUUCAUUUGAUAAUGACAAUGUUUUAUGUUAUUAUUUGUGCGUCAAUAAUGGCCAUAUCGAUCGUACCAUUGGCUGAAUUGGAUACGACUGGUUAUCAUAUGAAAUCAACAGUCCCGAUGGAAAUUCGUCGUUGGUAUCAGAAUGCUCAGCAUCAUCAUCUUGUAUCAUCAUAUGGAUUAUUUCGUGUAAUGACUGGUGAUGGUGGCCGUCCUGAAUUAAUUAUUGAAGGAUCGAAUGAUGCAAAUGCAGCCGAUGGUAGUGUUGGUGAUUGGCGUCCAUAUUAUUUCCGUUAUAAACCAGUUGAUUUAUAUCAAUCACCUGCUUUUGUUGUACCACAUCAACCACGAUUAGAUUGGCAAAUGUGGUUUGCAGCAUUGGAUAGCUAUCAGAAUAAUCCAUGGCUUUUAAAUCUUUGCUAUCGAAUAUUAACUGGUGAAUCGGAUGUACUCAAUCUAUUAGAUACGACACGUUUACCGUUUGAUAAACCACCGAAAUUUUUACGUAUUAGUCGUUAUAUUUAUAAAUAUACUGAUUCAUUAAAAUAUCGAGCAUGGUGGCAUAAAGUAACAAAUCGUCAUGCCUAUCUACCAAUGGUAACAAAAGAAACAUUGGAAAGUGCAUUAAAAUUGGUGGAAUUAAAAAAACAAAUGUCACCGGCAUUAAACAUGGCUAGUCGUGAUCGUUCAUGGACUGAAUUAGUUCAAUCAUUAAAUUGGUUACAUUCAUUUUUAGUUGCAAAUAAUUCAUGGCUAACAGCACCGGUUAUUAUUUAUACAUUAAUAUCGUUUGUAGCCGUUAUCAAUUUUCUUCGAUCAUCAUCAUCAUCAUCGAAAUUAAAGCCAAAAUAGUUUAACCUUUUUUUGAAAAACUAUUGAAUGUAGAAAAUCUAUCAAUUCUUUAUAUCUGUUCGAGUGGUGCCAAUUUUUGAACUUAAAGGAUUAGGCAACAGGAAAAAAA
Dermatophagoides pteronyssinus (European house dust mite) is the source of this 2530-nucleotide messenger RNA. RefSeq names its product lipase maturation factor 2-like. Gene Ontology annotation, biological process: protein maturation. Gene Ontology annotation, cellular component: endoplasmic reticulum membrane. The record is from RefSeq and is a predicted model, not a curated record. Lineage: Eukaryota; Metazoa; Arthropoda; Arachnida; Sarcoptiformes; Pyroglyphidae.